Molecule: messenger RNA, 1699 nt
Organism: Sus scrofa (pig)
Lineage: Eukaryota; Metazoa; Chordata; Mammalia; Artiodactyla; Suidae
Gene: ASF1B
Product: anti-silencing function 1B histone chaperone
Biological process (GO): DNA replication-dependent chromatin assembly
Cellular component (GO): chromatin; nucleus
Molecular function (GO): histone binding
Source: RefSeq, marked provisional
GCAGUUUUGGGUAACGCUGUUCUGCUGACCUGACAAGACCCAAACGUAGUCUUGGCCCCAGCUCUGGCUUCAGCCUCGGCCCGACGAGGCAAUGGCUAAGGUGUCGGUGCUGAACGUGGCUGUUCUGGAGAAUCCGAGCCCUUUCCACAGCCCCUUCCGGUUCGAGAUCAGCUUCGAGUGCAAUGAGGCCCUGACGGACGACCUGGAGUGGAAGAUCAUUUACGUUGGCUCAGCUGAGAGUGAGGAGUUUGAUCAAAUCCUAGACUCGGUACUGGUCGGCCCUGUCCCAGCAGGGAGACACAUGUUUGUCUUUCAGGCUGAUGCCCCCAAUCCAUCCCUCAUCCCUGAGACCGACGCGGUAGGUGUGACCGUGGUCCUCAUCACCUGCACCUACCACGGACAGGAGUUCAUCCGCGUGGGCUACUAUGUCAACAAUGAGUACCCCAACCCUGAGCUGCGGGAGAACCCACCCCUGAAGCCAGACUUCUCUCAGCUCCAGCGGAAUAUCUUGGCCUCAAACCCUAGGGUGACCCGUUUCCACAUCAACUGGGACAACAAUACAGACAGGCUGGAAGCCAUAGAGAACCAGGACCCCGCACUGGGCUGCGGCUUCCCCCUCAGCUGCACUCCUAUCAAGGGCUUGGGUCUCCCUGGCUGCAUCCCUGGCCUCCUCCCUGAGAACUCCAUGGACUGUAUCUAACUGUGGGACUCUAGGCCCUACCUGAGCCCAACUGGGACCUCAACCAAUCUCCUGGCACAUCUGGAGGGGGCAGCCAGGCCUCCUAGAAAGUCUCAUGGAGGCCAUGUGGAGGACUUAGGGGCCGUCAGCUGUGUCCAGGUCAGUCAAACUUGGCCUCAAGGAAGGAAGAGCCCUCAGGUCUCCUCUAGCCCCAGCCCAGAGGAUCAUCUCACCUCUACUGCCCAGGCCUGAAAGAAGCAGAUACUUCAGUUCUUAAUUCUUUCUGACUUGUGUGCUCUCUUACACACACACUAUAAACUCCACCUGCAGACCAUUGUGCCACCAUGCUCCCUUGAGUACCAUUAACCCAAAGUUCUUCCCACAGACCUCCCUGGCCUGCCAUGAGGCUUUACCGGUCAAUGCCUGGCAAGGCUCUGGCCCUAUUGGGCCAAAGGCUCUGUCAUUCCUUUCCCUCCCCAAACAUCUGAGCAGAUCCACCCAGCUUUUUGCAGUCUCAGGCCAGUAGUCUUUGUAAAAAAUGGACUUGGACACAAUCUCUGUCCUAGGAUGAUUUUUAGGUCUUUUCAAUCCAAUAGCCGCCUGGAAAACUUGUUCCCAAAAGGGUGAUCAGCAGGGUGCUGAGGAAAGAUGGUCGACUCUUCUCUCAGUCACCACCAUCUUUCUGUUACCUCCCAACUGGAUCUUUCUUUCCUUGGAGGCUGCCACUGUAAGAAGAUGACAUGUUGGAGGGGUCAUCUGUGCUCAGUUUGUCUCAGUGUUGGUUUCAGGACCCUCUGCUUGGUGGCUGCCUUGAUCUGCCCUCUGCUAAGACCUUAUGCUCUCAGAGGCCACAGAGUGCAGACAAGGGAAGCAGCAGGGAUCCUGAAAACCUUCCCUUUCCCCCCCACCCUCAACCCCUUGCUGCUGCGCGGAUGCUGUUGUGAUUGUAGUUUGUAUAUUAAAGGAUUUUUUAUAUUAAAUAUGUUUGGUUGGUCUAAAAAUAAAAAAGCAUUUCAACUA